AUGACCCAAGAAAUGCGCAUCUGUGUUGCCGACACUGGCUUCAUGAACGGUAUACUUCGGGCUACCGAGAGCCCUCACACCCUCCCAUGCAACUACAUUGAAACAUUAUCCCCCCUCUGUAACGACAGCGCCUUCAGUGUCGCGGACCAACCUCCUGCUGAGCUCGACUUCGAGGAGUGGAAGAAAUGGGGUCAUACAUGGAAGACGCGAUCAUGCCUCUUUGCGGAGGCUUCUUGCGGCACGCAGAAGUUAUGCAUCAAAAUGGCGAUCAACCUCGAGAAGGAGCAAUACAAAGACGACCCAGAGGAUUGUCUCGAGCCAUCCAACGUCGCCGUUGCCCAAUGUCUCUUGAACGAGUGGAGCUUCUACAACGACCGUCUCCGAGACCUGCAGGGCACUCUGGUUCCGCGCCAUUAUGGCCUGUGGACGUGCCAUUCGUCGUGGGGCGGGGUCGUCCUAUUCUCAAUUUUCGAAUGGGCGGGUGUAUCUGCGUAUCGACUCUUGCGACAGGACUGGAAAGACAGGGACACGAUGGACUAUCGCCUCGAGUGUGUUAGUGCUAUCCGCGAUCUCCACCUCAGUGGAAUCCUGCAUGGUCAGCUAGUCGGCUUCAAUGGAAUCCGGCAUAUUCUCUUUGAUCCGGAUACCAAGAAAGCCCGACUUAUCGACUUCAGCCACGCCAAAGUCGGCCACAAGUGUGAGAGAUCUACCUUCCCUACGGCGAGGGGCGACUACUGCGACCCGGGCUGCUGCAUGGAGAUUGGAUGGGUGUGUCGCAAUCUGAAUAUAUGGAGCCCAUAUCACUUCGCUUUCGGACCCGCCGACGAGGAAGUUGCAUGCGGCCCUGACGUCGCGCCUACAUCCGGCCAACAUGCACCCCACUCCCCUCAUAUCGCAGCGUCCGGUUAG
This is a messenger RNA of Pleurotus ostreatus (oyster mushroom), 909 nucleotides long. RefSeq lists its product as uncharacterized. The transcript is spliced from 3 exons. The coding region runs from base 1 to 909 and encodes 302 amino acids. The record is from RefSeq and is a predicted model, not a curated record. NCBI's taxonomy places the organism in Eukaryota, Fungi, Basidiomycota, Agaricomycetes, Agaricales, Pleurotaceae.